This is a messenger RNA of Rosa chinensis, 1430 nucleotides long. Its product is annotated as E3 ubiquitin-protein ligase RDUF2. The coding region runs from base 78 to 1154 and encodes 358 amino acids. The transcript has a single exon. Gene Ontology annotation, molecular function: ubiquitin protein ligase activity. NCBI's taxonomy places the organism in Eukaryota, Viridiplantae, Streptophyta, Magnoliopsida, Rosales, Rosaceae. Gene Ontology annotation, cellular component: cytoplasm. The record is from RefSeq and is a predicted model, not a curated record. Gene Ontology annotation, biological process: protein ubiquitination.
UUCUCAUUCUUCUCUCUUCUUCUUCUUCUUCUUUUUCUCUCCAAAACUCUCCCAGACUCUUCCCCUCUCAGAUCUACAUGGCCAUGUCAUCGCCGUUGCCGACGACGUCGUAUUGGUGCCACCGAUGCACCCGCUUCGUCCGCCUCUUCGUCCAAGACGCCUCGGUCACCUGCCCCUACUGCGACACCGGGUUCCUCGAAGAGAUAGAGACGACUCCGCCGCCGGCGCCGACUCAUCGCCACCGUCGCUUCCCGCCCUCUUAUGCUCACGAUCAAGAACCGGGUCAGAACCCGGCUCCGACCUCCCGCCGGGUCCGCCGGAGCUCCGGCGACAGGUCGCCUUUUAAUCCCGUCAUCGUCCUACGUGGCGCGGCCGAUGACUCCGAGUCGAGCUCGUUCGAGCUCUACUACGACGACGCUGCCGGGUCGGGGCUCCGGCCGCUUCCCCCCACCAUGUCCGAGUUUUUAAUGGGGUCGGGCUUUGAUCGGUUGCUGGAGCAGCUGUCCCAGAUCGAAAUCACCGGGCUUGGCCGACCCGAGAACCCGCCCGCUUCCAAAUCCGCCGUGGAGUCUAUGCCGGUGAUUAAAAUCAACGAGUCCCAUGUCGGGUCGGAGUCGCACUGCGCGGUCUGCAAAGAAGCUUUCGAAUUCGGGUCGGAGGCUCGGGAAAUGCCUUGCAACCACAUAUACCAUUCGGAUUGCAUCCUCCCAUGGCUCUCGAUGCGAAACUCAUGCCCGGUCUGCCGGCACGAGCUGCCCGUGGACCGAAAUUCGGAUUCGGGUCACGACGAGGAGACCACCGGGUUGACUAUCUGGAGAUUACCCGGAGGCGGGUUCGCCGUGGGUCGGUUUUCGGGCGGGAGAAGACCCGGGGAGCGCGAAUUGCCGGUUGUGUACACUGAAAUGGACGGCGGGUUUAACGGAAACGGGGCUCCGAGAAGGGUAUUAUGGCAAUCGAGGAAUAGAGGUAGAGAGAGCCGCGGGAUUGGCUGGGCUUUCCGUAAUUUGGCCUCGUUCUUGGGGAGGUUUAGGUCAAAUUCGUCUUCGAGGACCGGGUCGGAAACCGGGUCCGGGGCAUUUAGUCGGAGCCGGAGCCAGUCAAGGUUCGGUCGGUACGCGCAGCGCCGGAGCCGGGCCUGGGUCUUGGAUGAUUAGAAUGGGAAUGGGGAUGAGAAUUUAGGGAAAAAAAAAAGCUGAAUUUUACAGCUAAUACAAAAAGACCACAAUUUUGUUUCUUUCUUUUGUUUUAUUACAAUUUUUUUUUGUUUUAUUUAAUUUUCGAUUGGGAUAUGUGAAAAGUGUAUUCAUUCCAGACUAGUGAUUGGUCAUAUUCAUCACUGUAUAUACUUUUUCUCUUUUUAGGGCAAAUUUGCCUCUAUAUGUAGCAGAAGAGCUGGACAUUAUUGUAGCAUUUUCAAUCUUAUUGUAUAA